Molecule: messenger RNA, 6637 nt
Organism: Austrofundulus limnaeus
Lineage: Eukaryota; Metazoa; Chordata; Actinopteri; Cyprinodontiformes; Rivulidae
Gene: camsap3
Product: calmodulin regulated spectrin-associated protein family, member 3
Exons: 18
Coding region: 387-4721 (1444 amino acids)
Biological process (GO): neuron projection development; negative regulation of microtubule depolymerization; cytoplasmic microtubule organization
Cellular component (GO): microtubule minus-end
Molecular function (GO): calmodulin binding; spectrin binding; microtubule minus-end binding
Source: RefSeq, a predicted model, not a curated record
UCACUCAUCGGCUGGACGAAAGUGGAGCUGUGUACAGUGAACUGACAACACAGCAAUGCGGACGGAUAAGGAAUACAAGUGGGAAUACUCCGGUUUUGUGUAUUAACCUGGCGAAUUUCGGCUUCGUUUGCUUGGAAAGUGUAACCGAGCGGAUUUUUUUUCUCCGCUAAAAGCUAUAAAGGAGAGAAAAAACCUGAACUAGCUGGGAAAACGUGACCGGGGCGGAUAUUUCCCGAGGAAAACCUGAAACCACAUCCGUAUUCCCAGCCCUGCGGUUGUAUGGACUCCUGUACAAAAAGAAAAAAAAAAUGAUUGCUUGUUUUUUUUAAUACAGUGUUUUUCCCCCUUUUUGCCGGCAUAGCGUUUCAUAUUKUAACAGAUUCGCUAUGGUGGAUUCCCCUACCAUGAAGAAGACUUUUGUUGUCUCGGACAUAAAGCCAUUGGAUUUGUAUGACUGCACUAAAUCAAAAAUAUGCGCAAGUGUCGGAUGGCUGUUAUCAAAGUCCUACGGCAGCACAGAAAAUGUCCCUGCAGAGCUGCGUAACCCUUUCUACUGUGACCAGUAUGAACAGGAGCAUCUUAAACCUCCAGUCACACGCCUUCUUCAAUCCUCAGAGCUAUACUGUCGCACCUACGGCAUACUAUUUGGAGCUGAAGCACAGCCCAAAGACAAUGCUGCCCUGCUUCAGCUCCUCACUCAGAGAGGCAUAGUCGCCAAAGACCAGGAGGCAACAGUGACAGAUGCAGACCUUCGACAUAUGCCCAUCAAAAUGAGUGCUCAUCUGGCUUUGAUAGAUGCCUUGAUGACAAUAGGAGUCAUGGAGACUGUGACUGCAGUGAAGAUGUGCGAUUCAGCUGAGCUGCUGGGUGGAGCUGCCAGAUGGGAGGAUGCUUUAAUUCAUUGGGUUAAUGUGUUAAACCAGAAGCUGAGGGAGCGGACCGAAGGAGCCCAAAACGACUCAUCUCGGGACGCUGCAGAGCCCCAACCUGUUGAGCCCUCUUGUCCUACUCGCUGGUACUGGAAACUUGUUCCUCUCCGCUACAGAAAGGAUAAAUCUCAGUCCAAAGUGAAGCCCGUGUUUCCUGUAGUGAAUGAAAUGAAGGAUCUGUCCAGUGGUUGUGCUGUUGCUGCAGUCAUACAUUACUAUUGCCCAGGACUACUAAGACUUGAAGAUGUUUGUAUGAAAGACACCAUGUCUGUAGCAGAAAACCUGUACAACCUGCAAUUCAUCCGUGAAUUCUGUGACAGUUGUCUGAAGGGUUGCUGUCACCUAACACUCGAAGACAUGCUAUAUGCACCGCAGGAGCUUCAGCUCAAUUUUCUGAGCUUCCUGUCAGAGCUGCUUUGGUGGUUUGAAGUACAAAGACCAGAAUUUGUUCAGCCAGUAGACACUUUAGAUGAAUCCUCCCCAGUGACGCCAACUAGCUUGGGUGGUAGCAGUACUUCCCCUUCAAUAUUUAAGAAGCCUUUCCUCCCAAUUUCUACCCCUGCAUCAGGAUCUUUGACUCAGUCUACCUCAAUGUCUCAUAUAGAAGGAGUUGGAAAGACAUGGAGCAAGAAACCACUCAGCCGACCCUUGUCAGCAGUAUCCUUCAGCAUUCCCUUUGGCCUGGAUAGUGACGUGGACAUAGUGAUGGGCAACCCUGUCAUAACUCGCUCUGUGAGCUCAGAUCAUGUCAGUCCAGCAAGCCAAAACAAGACCCAUGUACCCUACACUCCAGCUGAAGACCUCAGCCAUUUGCUUGGUAAAUCUCUUGGACCCGACGGUCCACAAAGAGCAUCGUGGACCACACAGACUCCUAGUAUUCCGAGGCUAGAAGAAGAGAAUGGACUUGGAUCAAGUGAAACAGGAGAGCUGCCUACCAUAGAGGAGGCUCUCCAAAUAAUUCACAGUGAGGACAAGAUGGAGCCUCGUUUACACCCUGAUGGUGCUCCUGACGGCUUCUACCUCCACUCWCCUGAUGAACCUGCUACUUCCAGAUUUGACAACAACUUGGCACCCAUCAGCUGCUCUGCGCCAUCACACUCAGGAAUGAUGUACCAGCCUACAGGAGAGUCCAGGGAGCCAGUUCGCAGCAGGAACACCUCAGGAUGUUCACGGGAUGAUGAUUCAGUCUUAAGGGAUGGCAGUGUGGAUUCAGACGCCUUAGAAGACCUGCCCAAGGCCCAGUCCACUCCAAAUACACCAGCUGCAGGUUCUGCUCAUGGCCAUAGUAAGGAGGGGACUGACAGUGGAGUGAAGAUGACCAGCUUUGCAGAACGUAAAAAACGACAGAAUAUAGACUCUCCUAAAGCCAGCAGCCCGUCUUCUCAGAUGACCACAUGGGCACAAAAGUCUGAAGAAAGCCCAAGCAAGAACCCACAACUCAAUAAUGAAAUGUCUGAGCUGGGGGCUCGGCUUGAAGAAAAGCGGAAAGCUAUAGAAGCCCAAAAGAAACGCAUUGAGGCCAUUUUUGCUAAGCAUCGCCAAAGACUUGGGAAGAGUGCCUUUCUGCAGUUAAAAAAAGAGCAGAAUGAAGACGAGAAUGAGGAAACGGGAGAUGGUCAAGUUGGUGCCUUGUCUACAGAAGAUGCUCUCUCAYGCUUAACUCUAGAGGAAAGGCUUGCUCAAAUGGAGGAAGAAGAACAGAAGGAACAAGAUAAACAGCGCCUCUCAGUGGAAAGUAAAAGUAACGUUAAAAGAGGACUUACGCCAGAGGUCAGUCAGACCAAAGCCAACAUACCAGGAGAGAAAAGUUCUGGGACACCUGGUGAGAAAGUGGUUGCUCCUUUAGGAGAUUAUAAUAAUGCUGUGUCCAAGUUAACGGCAGCUCUUUCCUCCCUGCAAAGUGACAUGCAGCGGCUGACUGAACAGCAGAAUCAAUUUAUCAAGAAGAAAUCUGAAACCUCCAGUAAUAAAUCCUGGGUUAUUCCAGCCAGCCCUAAAACCUCCCCUUCAGCUCCUCCCCCUUCACGCUUGUCACGAGAAUCCACUCGAGGCUUAAACUCAGCCGCCUCUUCAUCACCUUCUCACAAAGUCUCCAACCAUUCYGUUCCUCCAAAAUCUCCUCAGGUUAAUAGAAGAGCUCAGUCUGUACCCCCUAAAAGCCCAAAACACAGUCGUCAAAUGGACAUGAAGGUCCCAACCCUGUCCAGGGUUCUCACUCCGCCUCAAAAUGUGGACCGCAUCCCCCAUCUUCGUCGAGUAAAUCCCUCUCAGACUCAAGUCCAGACUUCACUGUCCUUCUCCAUGGGUGACUCUGAUAACCUGGGUGAACUGCGCUCCGCUGGGCCGAGUCCUGUUCCCACGCCUUCACUGACACCCUUACAGACUCCAACUCCACCUACUCUUCAUGUAGCAGAUGACGCCCAGUCAGAUGUAGGCUCCAUUGACGGACAAAGUGUCUUCAGCAUGGACCUUGAUGUUGGGGCCUCACAGAGCCCUUUGAAGAGGGAUGGACUUGCAAGCGGAGGCUGCAGCUCUGGCGCCCCUUCAGAGUGUUCCUUUGACAGUGAAGCCCCUGCAGGGUUGGUGAACGGUAAACGCGGUAGUUUGAUAGAAAUCUCAUUGUCUUCCUUGCGAGGAGAUGCCGAAGAGGAUGACCAAGUUCCUGACACUUUCUCUGAUUCGAUGAGUGACAAAAUGGAGCCAGAAUCAAAACCAGGCGUGGGGUUCUUUUUCAAGGAUGACAAGCAUCGACCAGAGGAUGAGAUGGCCCAGCGACGAGCAGCCUUACUUGAGAAACAGCAGAAAAGAGCGGAAGAGAUGAAGAAACGCAAAAUUGAGCAGGAGAAAGAAAAAGAGUCAAACAAGCCUCAGUGGAUGAUUAUUGAAGGCUGGGGUAAUAAGGGUGAAGACACACCCCAGACCUCAGACACCCCUCCAGCAUCACGCACCCCGCCAGCAGAGGGGACUCCUCAACGUAGAGGAGACUUCACCAAGCAGGAGUAUGAGAGACGACAGCAGUUGAAAAUAAUGGAAGAUUUAGACAAGGUGCUGAAGCAAAAGCCCACCACAGUCCGUGGUGUGAAGAAGCAGAGGCCCAAGACUGUGUUCAGGGAUGACUCCGUCUUGUCUAAUAGCCCUGCCAAGGGUUUUAUUGGUCCAAGGUUGAACAAGGUGUACUCUCACUCAACUAUGAACCUAUCCUCUAUGGCUAAUGACUCUGGAGGUCUGAGUGUCAGGAAAUCUCCAAGCCGUUCACACUCACCGUCCCGGUCACGGCUAAUGUCACCGGGGCGAAGAAGUGCUCAGAAUGGAGAAAAGGACUGGGAAAAUGGUUCCACUAUUUCCUCUCCCUCCUCUAUCCCAGAAUACACAGGACCAAAGCUGUACAAGGAGCCAAGCUUUAAGUCCAACAAGUUCAUCAUCCACAAUGCCAUCACUCGCUGCUGCCUGGCUGGAAAGGUCAACGAACCACAGAAAAACAAAGUUGUUGAGGAAAUGGAAAACAGCGCUGCCAAUCACUUCCUCAUCCUCUUUAGAGAUUCCAGUUGCCAAUUCAGAGCAGUGUAUACCAUGAACCCUGAAACUGAGGAGAUGGUACGGCUCACUGGUAUUGGACCUCGAGUCAUCUCGCUUGAGAUGGUCGAGUCCAUUUACAAGUACAGCUCUGACCGCAAGCAGUUCACCGCCAUCCCGUCCAAAACUAUGUCCAUGAGUGUCGACGCCUUCACUAUCCCUGGACACUUUUGGCAGAAACGCCCAGGAACUCCCAAAAAACUUAGCACCCCCAAAUAAAGACUCACUGAAAAUAGGUUAAAGAUGCUACAAUUCAGGAAAUCAACUCUCAGUUUAACUUGUUUUUUGUUCUAUAGUUGGCUGUGUGUGGCACUUCAGAUUGUUCAGAUAGGCUAGCAGCAGAAAGCAUAACUGACCAUCUUGGCUUGAGAAAAUUGCACAUCGGUCAAUCAGCCAAUGUAUUUACAAUAACAUUAUUGUCUGAGCUUUUGACAGGCUCUGCAUGAUUUACUCAGAUUGCAAAAUAUGAUGUAGCUGGUUCAGUUAGGAAACAUAAUUCCUUUUCCCAUGCCUCCUCAUGCCUUGCCUUACCCUGCCAUGCUGGAGUCAUGUGACUUUUAGGUAAGAAAAACUGGGGAUAACCACACUGCCUUUGCUCACAAAACAGUAGUUUGGGCAUUCGUAGUUCACCUCUCUGCUGUACUUGCUUUUCCUUUUGCUGCCUUUUCUUCUUCCAGGGCUCACGUCUACCAAGACAGAAGGCUCAGAUCUCACUUCUGACUGGAGAUCUCAGCUGGCAGAUAAUACUGCUCUAAUAUGAAUGUAGGCCACAUACUAACCACUUGGUCAUUUCAGGGGUGUUUUCACUGUAUAGUUCAGUGUAGAGGACACCAUAAUUGCUGGUCCCUAYGGGCUGCACCAGUGGUGGCUACUUUGGUUCCUGGUGGAUGUGUACACCCAGAAACUGCUUGUGCCCCAUAGUUUGUGCACCCCCACUCAACUGUCCUUCAGAUGUAGACAUCUGGAUGUUUUUUAUAUACUUUUUUGACAUGGUUUUGCCAGAUAUGGUGAUUGAGUCUUUGAGAGCUGAUAGAAGUAUGAAAUUUAAUGUGAUUUUUUUUUCCCUCACUGUUCAUGCUUUCUCAUUGUCUUUAAAAUAACAUGAAGGAGAGCUUUAUCAUGUUCAAUACUUGGAUACUGCUCUUUGAGAAAAUGAUAAUCAAUGCUGGUUUAAUAUAUACUGAAUGCUGAUUACUUUUUUGACAAUGAUUUGUAAAAAAAAAUAGGUUGACUUUUUGUAAGCUACAAAUAAGCUAGGCUGCUGCUUAAUCAUUAGUGAGAAGUGUGUUUGAAAUGUGAAUGAAUGAGAAUGAGUAGAAAUUGUUGAUAAACUGAAGAAAAAAAGUUUGAUUUAGGAUGAAUAAAUCCAUGAGGUCAGAGUCUGUUUCCUAAUGUGUUUUCCCUGUUUAUAUGUCCUAACAUGUAAACAGUAGGUUUCUUAAUGAAGGAUCAUUCUGGACUGUAACAGCCCUCAUCUAUUCCACAGUCCCUUCACACUCCUUCAUGUACAACUGGGGGGGCGAUGUAAAACGCCAAAAGGUUUUCUGUUUUCUUUUAAUUUCCUGACUCUAGUUUCUAAUGACAAAAUCAAUGUAGGGAGAAAAUCUAAGAAAUGUAUCUAUUACGUUUUCUUUAGUCUUUAGGAUAACCUUUGCCACAACACAACUGUAUUUUUAGAAUAACUGCCUCCAAGAAAUGUGGUGUUUUCAAGGUGACUUCCAUAGUAAAUAUGUUUAAAACGCUAAUGAGGAUUAAAGAGUUGAAUGAUUGCUUAAAGGUUUUUGUGGAAGAGUGCUUGUGGAGUAAGUGGAUGUUUAUUCUGGUAUUUGUAAAAGUUAGUAUGUGGUAGUAAACACCGCACUUUGAUUCAGUGCAAUUCUUCCCGGAAAUCCCCCAUAUCAUCCAGAAAUGUAUUUAUUCGUCAUUGAAUUGUGACAAACUUGUUUUAGUUUGUUUUGGUUUUCCUCUUUUAUUUUCUUAAGAUUACGUGUCAAAUUGUCAUUUCAUAGAUGUCAUGUUGAUUUUGUUUUUCCUUUGUUUUCCAGUCUGUGCCAGCACAUUAUGUAUGUUCAUUUCAUCAAAUGACUGUCCUCGGCAACUGGACCAGUAAAAUAAAAUGUUCCUUUUUUAAAUCA